This is a messenger RNA of Triticum dicoccoides, 1450 nucleotides long. RefSeq names its product 11S globulin seed storage protein 2-like. NCBI's taxonomy places the organism in Eukaryota, Viridiplantae, Streptophyta, Magnoliopsida, Poales, Poaceae. The transcript is spliced from 3 exons. The record is from RefSeq and is a predicted model, not a curated record. Bases 71 to 1219 code for a protein of 382 amino acids. Gene Ontology annotation, molecular function: nutrient reservoir activity.
UCCUGCUCCCGGAACUCCCAGAGCCUCGCUCGAUCAAUCGUAGCUCGUGUUCCCUCUCCUUUUCGCGGCGAUGGCGGUGGAUCUCACCCCGAGGCAGCCGGCGAAGGCGUACGGCGGCGAGGGCGGCGCCUACUACGAGUGGAGCCCGGCCGAGUUGCCCAUGCUCGGCGUCGCCUCCAUCGGCGCCGCCAAGCUCUCGCUCGCCGCCGGCGGCAUGUCCCUCCCCAGCUACUCCGACUCCGCGAAGGUCGCCUACGUCCUCCAAGGUAUGUGCAUGCAACCGAUCCAUCUCGAUGACUCGAUCGCCGACACCCAAACCCCCAAUCUUCUCCCGCACCUCAUGCCCAUCUUGGGAAUUUUCAAAAGGUGUGCGGUUACUAUUGAGGGGAUUUCACAUCGAACAAGGGGUUUGAGGUAUCCAAAACGUAUCGCAGAAGUAUCCCCGGAGUAUCAAACAUUAUAUUCUUUUUUUAAAAUUAAAAAAUCAACGGAUACUUACGGGAUACGUAUCGGGCUGUAUCGGGGCAGUAUCCGAGUAUCGGGGCAGUAUCCGAGUAUCGGGGCAGGCUUCUCCACAGAGUUCGUCGGCCGCGCCUGGGACCUCAAGCAGGACGCCGCCGCCAAGCUCGUCUCCAGCCAGCCAGCCUCCGGCAUCGUCAAGCUCUCGGCCGGGCAGAAGCUCCCCGAGCCGGUCGCAGAGGACCGCAAGGACAUGGCGCUCAACUGCCUGGAGGCCAAGCUCGACGUGGACAUCCCCAAGGGCGGCCGCGUGGUGGUGCUCAACACGGCCAACCUGCCGCUGGUGAAGGAGGUCGGGCUCGGGGCCGACCUGGUCAGGAUCGACGCCCACUCCAUGUGCUCCCCUGGAUUCUCGUGCGACUCGGCGUACCAGGUCACGUACAUCGUCCGUGGCAGCGGGCGCGUGCAGGUCGUCGGCCCCGACGGCAAGCGCGUCCUGGAGACCCGCAUUGAGGGCGGCAGCCUCUUCAUCGUGCCCCGCUUUCACGUCGUAUCCAAGAUCGCCGAUGCCUCCGGCAUGGAGUGGUUCUCCAUCAUCACCACCCCCAACCCGAUCUUCAGCCACCUGGCGGGGAAGACGUCGGUGUGGAAGGCGAUCUCGCCGGAGGUCCUGGAGGCGUCGUUCAACACGACGCCGGAGAUGGAGAAGCUCUUCCGGUCCAAGAGGCUCGACUCGGAGAUCUUCUUCGCCCCCAACUAGGGCCAUUCAUUGCCCAUCGGCGCAUCGCCUUAGGCAGAAAUAAAUAAAUUUAGUUAGGCUUUGAGCGUGAGUCUGUCAGUUGAGCGGCUGGUGGUUUUAAUCGAUCACCUCUGCGACAUCUAUCUUAGUUGCCCCUGGCAGAACAGAAUGUUAGUGCCAUGUCAUCAUUAGUUAAAUGAGUGUGAGUGUUUGUUGCUCGUCUCAGAACCGAUGAAUGCAAUCGAUCCUUAA